This is a messenger RNA of Prunus armeniaca (apricot), 291 nucleotides long. Lineage: Eukaryota; Viridiplantae; Streptophyta; Magnoliopsida; Rosales; Rosaceae. The record is from the annotation of a GenBank genome assembly.
AUGAAUCUCUUUUGUGACAACAAGGCUUCUAUAGCUAUUGCACACAAUCCGGUUCAACAUGAUCGCACUGAACAUGUUGAGGUGAAUCGACACUUUAUCCAACACAAGCUUGAGGCUAAAGUGAUUCAGUUUCCUUUCAUGAAAUUCGAGGAUCAAUUGACAGAUACUUUGACAAAGGCAAUUUCCAGUAGAGCGUUCCACAAUUCACUGGAUCAGUUGGACAUUGGUGACUUGUGGACCAUUGACGUACUUUCCUUACACACCAAGGAUUCCUAUUAUAAUUGUAAUUGA